UUCACAAAAUCUAUACCAUAUAAAAACGAUGAUCGCCUCCUUAUAAACGCAUCAAAUCUUUGUGGUGUAGGUUAUUUUCACUUGUGUUCGAUCAUGGAUUCGAAUAUGUCUACCAUCUCAGCGUCAAAGAGUUUGGUCGCGCUGGCUCUGUUUCCGUGUGAUCCCGAGGUUGCUUAUGAACCAAGAGACAAUGGGCAAGCCGAAAAAGAUAAGAACCUGGGGUGGAUGAGGGCUAUGACGGAUGAACAAAUAAGAGAGGAGGAGCGGUACAAUGUCUCAACGAACUUAACUCUCUACACCCUUGGGUCCGAUCCAUGGACCAUCAAGAAGAAGUUGUGCAAAACCAGUCUUGGUCAUCUAAACCGUCUUAGUCUGAAUGCAAACAUUGUCACUACGGAGAUCAUUGCUUAUCUCCCUCAGGAUGAUAAAAAGAUCAUCGAACAAGGCUCUGGAUUAGCAGUCGAAGUGUAUGAUAACGACACUGCUUCUAUCCACAAGCUGGUCCUUAAGACAUGGCAGGGUGGUGGAAGCUAUCUUCUCGCUAAUGGAUGGCGUAAGGAAUUUGUUGUGAGAAGAGGUUUGAAGACAGGAGAUGUGGUUGGAAUGUUUUGGGAUCGUAAUCUUUCUAAGAUUCGUUUCUGUGUGCUUUCUCGUGCACCCAUGGAAGCUAGCUCAGCUUCCGUAGUAACGGGCUCAGCAUCAUGUGCUCGUUAUCGUGCAGGUCCGUAAGAGCCUCACUACCUAUGGAGGCAAUGUCUGCAGAGAGAUUCUUGUUCGUGUUUUCUUAUUGUCAUGGUGUUUCGUAUUGUGUUUUCUCUUCUCUUGUUUUUCUCUGUUUUAUGCUUUCAUUUGUGUUUUUCUUUUAAGUCUGGA
This is a messenger RNA of Capsella rubella, 873 nucleotides long. Its product is annotated as B3 domain-containing protein At2g33720. Lineage: Eukaryota; Viridiplantae; Streptophyta; Magnoliopsida; Brassicales; Brassicaceae. Bases 94 to 729 code for a protein of 211 amino acids. The transcript is spliced from 2 exons. Gene Ontology annotation, molecular function: DNA binding. The record is from RefSeq and is a predicted model, not a curated record.